Messenger RNA from Phytophthora sojae, 1422 nucleotides. RefSeq lists its product as hypothetical. The record is from RefSeq and is a predicted model, not a curated record. The transcript is spliced from 3 exons. Lineage: Eukaryota; Oomycota; Peronosporomycetes; Peronosporales; Peronosporaceae. Bases 1 to 1422 code for a protein of 473 amino acids.
AUGGCAACCAACAACCCGUUCAGCACCCGCCAAGUCUGCAGCUACUUCUACAAGGCCGUCACGGAUUCUCAAGAUGAGCCGACGUCGUACUUUCGUUGCCAGUGCUCCGUCGUCAGAAAACAAGCACCCAAAACCGGCUACAGUAACCUGUUCGACCAUGUCCUGAAGCGCCACCCGGACUUCGUGGCGACAAUGAUGGCCAGCGGUACCAACACGGCUACCCUAGUCAGCUUCAUCGACCAGAAGUCGCAGACGGUCUUCUGCUGGCUGGAUUGGACCACGGCCUGCAACCUGCCUUUCACGUGGUGUGAGGAUCCCAUCGUGGCCAAGUACACGAACUUGGAGCACCUCUCGUCGGAGACGCUGCUUAAGUACGCCCAUUUGGUCGUGCGGCAGGUCGAAAUUGACAUCGGUUUGGCGCUCUCUGUCAUCUUCGGUAUCAUGUUCGACGGGUGGACUUUCCAGUCCGAGCACUAUCUCGCGGUGUAUGCGGUUUUCGAGCACGACGGUCGUGCAGACAAUGUGCUACUGGCGUUUGCACCUUUGAUCGACGACGACGUCACCGACCACUCCUCCGCGAGCCCCGUGGAGUUCCUCGAAGGAAUCCUCCCGUUCUUUGGUCGAGACAUCUCUGAUGUCGUCUACCUCGUCGGUGACAACUGUGCAGUGAACACCAAGCUCGCGGACCUGCUGGAUAUUCCGCUCGUUGGUUGUGCCUCUCAUCGCCUGAACCUCGCUGUGCAAGUGUUUAUGGCCGACUACGAGCCAUUGUUGGGCAAGAUCCAGGAGCGGAUGCGUAAAUUACGCAACCUGAAUCACUCCGCGAAACUUCGAAAAAAACACUUCGUUGCGGCCGAAAACAAACUCCGGGCUCUCGGCGACGACCUCCGCGAGUUCAAGUCCGCGUCCAAGAAGCUGCAGGGCGACGAAGGUGUCACGCUGCUGGACGUGCGUGAUAUUUUCGACGCUCUGAUUGAGCGCCACCCUCCCGUCGCGCAGUACCUAGCCGCAAAUGCGGCUAUUGUGAAGAGCCCUGCGUUCGAGAACGCGUGUGUCAAGGUGUUGCUCGGAAACGAGGCGGCGCUGACGUCAGAAGAGCAGAAGCUGCUAAGUCCAUUUGCUGUGCGUGCUGCAGGUCGCGCCAGCGAUGACGCCGGUGAAGACGACAACGACCGCGCUGGGUUUGCUGAUCGCGCACUGCGCGCCCGCAAGAAGCAGCAUGUAGCUGCGCAGGUGUACCGUGGGGUGCGCUUCAUCCCGCCGAUGUCUAAUGCGGUGGAGCAGCUCUUCAGCAAGGCACGCCACGUUUUGUCGCUGCACCGCCACCGCAUUCUCCCCAGUCGUCUCGAGAUACUGUUGUUUCUGAAGAUUAAUCGACGUUUUUGGGGAGCCGCUACGGUGUCGAAGGUUGUGAACGCUUAG